Molecule: messenger RNA, 1094 nt
Organism: Solanum stenotomum
Lineage: Eukaryota; Viridiplantae; Streptophyta; Magnoliopsida; Solanales; Solanaceae
Product: receptor-like protein 9DC3
Exons: 1
Coding region: 341-937 (198 amino acids)
Molecular function (GO): protein binding
Source: RefSeq, a predicted model, not a curated record
GUAAAGACACUUGUGUACUUGGAUAUUUCUAACAAUAUGAUUCGUGGUCAAAUUCCUGACUGGUUUAGCGGCAUGAGGUGGGACAACUUGUGGUACCUAAAUAUUUCACAUAAUCUUUUGACAGGAUACCUACCACAAUUGCAUUUCCAUAAUCUAGGGUAUCUUGAUUUGAAAUUUAACUCCCUUCUGGGUCCACUACCCUAAUCCAUUUGUAACAUGAGUUCGCUUAUCUUAUUAGAUUUAUCACGUAACAACUUCAGUAACUACAGUUUCGUAUGAGGAUUCAUUGAGUUUGGUAAUCAAAGGGCAGGAUAUUGAGCUACAAAGAAUCAACACAAUUAUGACAACCAUAGAUCUCUCAAGCAACCAUUUUGAAGGUGUCAUUCCGAAAACACUAAAGGAUCUCAGCUCACUUUGGCUACUCAAUUUAUCCCAUAACAAUCUCAUAGGUCAUAUUCCAAUGGAACUGGGGCAAUUGAAUACGCUUGAAGCUUUAGAUCUCUCCUGGAAUUGGCUCACUGGAAAGAUUCUGCAGGAACUGACAAGAAUGAACUUUCUGGCCUUCUUAAACGUCUCUCAAAAUCAUCUUGUCGGACCAAUUCCUCACGGUCUACAGUUCAACACAUUCGAAAAUUAUUCGUAUGGUGGAAACCUUGAUUUAUGUGGUCUUCCUUUAUCAAAGCAAUGUGGAACGAGUGAUUCAUCACAUGUUCCUCAACCAUUGGAGUCCGCAGAAGAAGGCGAGUCAUAUUUUUUUAGUGGAUUUUCUUGGGAAUUAGUAGUAAUAGGCUACAGUUUUGGACUUGUCGUUGGAACUGUCAUGUGGAGCCUCAUGUUUAAAUAUCGUAAGUCAAAGUGGUUUGUGGAAUUUUUUGAUGGACUCAUGCCUCACAAAAGAAGAAGGCCAAAGAAGAGAGCUCAGAGACGAAGGACUUAAUGGAAGCUUGAGAGGGCUAAAUUGUCUUUGUUUGAUUUUGUGGACUAGUGAACUGUUCUGUUUUUGUCUUUUUUUAAUUUUCUAUUUGUUGUUUGUAUAUGUUAGAAACAUAAUUAUAUGUGUGUUAUUGUAGUAUUCAAUUUAUGUUAGUUUGUUU